AUGGAUCCGUUUGAUGCUGCAUCUUAUCAACACAAUUGUGGCAUUUGCAGGAGUAGCCUGACAACAGAGCAAGGCCAAGCCAUCUACACUGCUGAGUGCUCGCAUUGCUUCCACUACCCUUGUAUAGCCAACAAUGUCCAGCUUGGAAAUCUUUGCUGCCCAAUCUGCCGAGCAAAGUGGAACAAGGAUAAUGUGCCUUUCCAAGUUCCUCCUCCUCAAAACAAUAACUUGGGUGCAAUCCCUCUUCUCCUUCCAUUCCGAUCGCAGCUACAACCCCAUGUGUAUUUUCCUCAGGACCAAUGCAUGCAGGAACCUAAGUAUCCUCCUGAGCCACCUAUCUUCUCAGACGAUGAACCUCUCCCAUCGUCCACCUCAUCCAUUCAAUCCUGUGCGCCACAGAAUAUAACGGUUAAGACUCAUAAAGAGUUGCCUGCUAUCUCUGCUGCAGAAUCAAACCCAAAUUUUCCUGUCCUUGUCAGCAUUCGUGCACCGCCCCUUCCGGAUUCUGAGAGCCAUGGUCGUACGCCAAUUGACCUUGUAACAGUUCUAGACGUAAGUGGCAGCAUGAGCGGCACAAAGCUUUCCCUUCUCAAGCAAGCUGUCACAUUUAUCAUAGAAAAUUUGGGGCCUUUGGAUAGACUUUCAAUAGUUUCUUUCUCAUCAAGUUCUAGAAGAGUCUUUCCGCUCCAAAGAAUGACUGUUGAUGGCCGUGAAAGUGCCAUUCUAGCCAUUCAGUCUCUUCGAGCAGAUGGUGGAACUAAGAUUGCAGAAGGGCUCAAGAAAGGAACUAAGGUCCUUGAAGAUCGAAGAGAAAGAAACCCAGUUUCUAGCAUCAUUCUCUUAUCCGAUGGCAAAGAUACAUACAAUAGAAGUGCAAACCAACUGUUGAAUAAAUUGCCUGCUUCAAUUCGUUCUAGUGACAUGCAACAGGAUAUCCCAGUUCACGCAUUUGGAUUUGGCUACGACCAUGAUCCCAACAUUAUGCACGCUAUAUCUGAUGUGUCAGGUGGCACCUUUUCGUUCAUUGAAUCAGUUGAAAUGAUACAAGACUCCUUUGCUCUGUGUAUUGGUGGUCUUCUAAGUGUUGUGGCUCAGGAAGUUCGUCUAACAGUAAGGUCAGCAUCGCCUGGGGUGAAGAUUUUAGCAAUACCAUCAGGGAGACAUGUAAAUGAGAUAUCUGAUGAGGGUCAGCAAGGUGUUGUUCAUGUUGGAAAUAUGUAUGCAGAAGAGGACAAACAAUUUCUGGUGUACCUAACAGUUCCAGAAUUGGCAGCUGCACAUACUAAUACGUCAUUAUUAGAGGUUUUUUGCAUGUACAAAGAUCUAGCUUCAAAUGAGUUGAUGCAGGUACAAGGUGAGAAAAUAGAGAUACUGAGACCUGAGUUUUGUUCCCCUGCUGAAAAGACAGUGUCUUUGGAGGUUGAUCGGCAGCGCAACAGAAUUUUGGUGGCUGAAGCUAUAGCUGAGGCACAGAGGUUGGCUGAGAUUGGAAAUCUGGAGGGUGCACAGGCUCUUUUGGCUCAACGGAAAGAAUUUCUCUCAACUUCUCCGGCAUCCCAAGCUGGGGAUUAUCACAGUAAUUUGUUUGAACAAGAGCUUAGAGAAAUGAUGGAUAGAAUGGCAAGUAUGAAGUUGUAUAAAAGAAGUGGGCGUGCUUAUGCUCUCUCAGGACUCAGUUCCCAUAAGUUGCAAAGGGCCACAGCUAGGGGUGACACAGGAUUCUCAGGUUGCAGGGUUGUCCAAAAGGGGAGUUUUGGAGCUCGCAGAGCUGCCGAAUCAGGUGCUGCUACAGGUGAAUCACCUGCUGCUGUUGGUGUUUUUGAAACACCUGCUAUGCUCAGAAUGAACAAUUGUGGCAUUUGUAGGAGUGGCCUGGCAAGAGUGCCAAGUGAAGGCAUCUUCACUGCUGAGUGCUCGCACAUUUUCCACUACUAUUGCAUUCUCAACAAUGCCAAGCUUGGGAAUCUUCACUGCCCUGUCUGCCAAGCGAAGUGGAAUAAGGAUAAUGUACCUUUCCAGGUUCCCCCUCCUCAGAACAACAACAUGGGCACUCACUUCCCAUCGCAGCAGCCAACCCGUUGGUGUUAUCCACAGCACCAGUACAUGCAGGAACCUCCUGAGCCACUUACCUUUUCUGACGAUGAACCUCUCCCACAGUGCACCUCAUCCAUUCAAUCCUCUGCCCCUCAGAAUAUAACAGUUAAGACUCAUACAGAGUCCUCUGCAAUCUCUUGUGCAGAAUCAAUCCCAAAUUUUCCUGUACUUGUCAGCAUUCUUGCACCGCCCCUUCAGGAUUCUGAGGGCCAUGGUCGUACUCCCAUUGAUCUGGUAACAGUUCUAGAUGUAAGUGGCAGCAUGGAAGGCACAAAGCUUUCCCUUCUCAAGCAAGCUGUCAGAUUUGUCAUAGAAAACUUGGGGCCUUCGGAUAGACUUUCUAUAGUUUUGUUCUCAUCAAGUUCUAGAAGAGUCUUUCCUCUGCAGAGAAUGACAGUUGAUGGCCGUGAAAGUGCCGUUAUAGCCAUUGAGUCUCUUAGAGCAGAUGGUGGAACAAACAUUGCAGAAGGACUCAGGAAAGGAUCUAAAGUCCUUGAAGAUCGAAGGGAAAGAAAUCCAGUUUCCAGUAUCAUCCUCUUAUCUGAUGGCAAAGAUACCUACAAUAUAACUGCAAAUCGACUGUUAAACCAGUUGCCUAAUUCGAUUCGUUCUAGUGACAUGCAACAAGAAAUCCCAGUCCACACAUUUGGAUUUGGCUACGACCAUGAUCCCAACAUUAUGCAUGCUAUAUCUGAUGUGUCAGGUGGCACCUUUUCGUUCAUUGAAUCAGUUGGAAUGAUACAAGAUUCCUUUGCUCUGUGUAUUGGUGGUCUUCUCAGUGUUGUGGCUCAGGAAGUUCGCCUGACACUAAGGUCAGCAUCGCCUGGGGUGAAGAUAUUAGCAAUACCGUCAGGGAGACACGUGAAUGAGAUUUUUGAUGAGGGUCAGCAAGGUGUUAUUCAUGUUGGAAAUAUGUAUGCUGAAGAGCAGAAACAAUUUCUGGUCUACCUCUUUGUUCCAGAAUCCUCAGCUCCUCAUACUAAGACGUCGUUGUUAGAGGUGUUGUGCAUGUACAAAGAUCUAGCUUCAAAUGAGUUCAUCCAGGUGCAAGGUGAGAAAAUAGAGAUACUGAGACCUGAGGUUUGUUCCCCUGCUGAAAAGACAGUGUCUUUGGAGGUUGAUCGGCAGCGCAACAGAAUUUUGGUGGCGGAAGCUAUUGCUGAGGCACAAAGGUUGGCUGAGAUGGGAAAUCUGGAGGCUGCACAGGCUCUUUUGGCUCAACGGAAAGAAAUGCUCUUAACAUCUCCAGCAUCCCAAGCUGGGGAUUAUCACAGUAAUUUGUUUGAAACUGAGCUUAGAGAAGUCAUGGAAAGAAUGGCAAGUAUGAAGUUGUAUAAACAAACCGGGCGUGCUUAUUCUCUUGCAGUAAACAGUUCCCAUAUGUCACAAAGGGCCAGUACUAGGGGUGACGCAAGUGCCUCCUGUCUCAAUGCAGGUUCAGUUGGGGGCAGGAGGAGGGGCCUCCGUAGUCGCAGUUCCUAUACGGCUCUCAAUGCUGCUCCGGGUGAAUUCCAUCAACCACUUGCCUCGGCUCUUAAUGCUGCUCCAGGUGAAUUGCAUCAACCAUCUGUCGCGGUUGGUGUUUUCGAGACGCCUGCUAUGGUCAGAAUGGUACGAAGAUCACAGAAUAGAAAUCAACCUGGACCAUAUUACGUCUAA
Fragaria vesca subsp. vesca is the source of this 3753-nucleotide messenger RNA. RefSeq lists its product as uncharacterized. The record is from RefSeq and is a predicted model, not a curated record. Bases 1 to 3753 code for a protein of 1250 amino acids. The transcript has 3 exons. NCBI's taxonomy places the organism in Eukaryota, Viridiplantae, Streptophyta, Magnoliopsida, Rosales, Rosaceae.